AUGUAUUUCCUGUUAGGGGUGACGUCACAGCUACCAGGAAGCGAUGUGUAAACAGGACGAAAUGACUUUACGCUACUUUGUAGUAACUUCGGCCACAUUAUUGACACUUUGAUAUAAUCUAUAUUUUUAUAACGGAGCCUCGAGACUCGUGUAGCAGCUUCACGUGACCAUGUGUUGAAGUGAAGGACAACUUUCAGACAGACACCAGCAUGAUCAAACACACGCUCCAUGCCUGCAGACGUGCCCUCUCUCCCGGGCUGCGCUGCUUCUCUCAGACUUCCGGCGGCGAAAUAAUUGAGGAUUUAUUUGAGCGGACAGGCUCUGCACAUCUCACGAAGCAGGCGUCUCUCUACGUGCACUGGCCCUACUGUCUCAGACGGUGCUCCUACUGCAACUUUAACAAGUAUAUACCCAGAGAGGACAAUGACCACAUGAUGACUGAGUGCCUUCAGAAGGAGACUGAAACACUGCUGCAGCUCAGUCAGGUGUCCUGCAUUACCUCAGUGUUUUUUGGUGGUGGGACUCCAAGCCUGGCUCCACCCUCAACCAUUGCUGCAGUCCUGGAGACUGUUUCCAGGCUGGCGCAUCUCUCGGAUAAGGCUGAGGUCACGCUUGAGGUCAACCCUACUCCUGUAGGAAAGUCAAAGUUAGAGGACUAUAUGCAUGCAGGGGUGAACCGAUUCUCCAUCGGCGUCCAGUCUUUGCAGGAUGAAGAUUUGAAAGUUUUGGGAAGAGACCACAGCUCCCAUCAGGCUUUGCAAACUGUAGAAGAGGCCAGGAGGCUGUGCCCCGGGAGGGUGUCGGUGGAUGUCAUGUUUGGGCGACCAAAACAGAGCGUUAAAUCCUGGGAGAAUGAGCUGUGCGAGUUGUUGAGAGUGUCCGAUGACCACGUGUCUCUGUACCAGCUGACCUUGGAGAGAGGCACCCAGCUGUUUAAACAGGUGCAAGCAGGAAAGGUGACAAUGCCCGCUGAAGAGGUGACAGCAGAGAUGUAUCAGUGCGCCAGGAGGAUUCUCCACCAGCAUGGCUUCUUGCAGUAUGAGGUGUCUAACUUUGCAAGAAAUAACGCAGUGAGUCAUCACAAUACGAGUUACUGGAAGGGAAGACAGUACAUCGGCGUCGGCCCAGGAGCACACGGACGGUUUGUUCCUGUGGGGGAGGGAGGUGUCAUCCGGGAGGCGCGGACCCAGACUCUGGAGCCUGACGUCUGGAUUCGUGAAGUCCAGCAGAGGGGACAUGGGACACGGAGGCGGAUUCGCCUCAGCCAUCUUGAACUAUUGGAGGAGGUGUUGGUGAUGGGAAUGAGAAUGACCCAGGGCAUUCAUCACAAGCACUGGGAGUUGUUUAGCCCUCAGCUGGGCCUCCAUGAUGUCUUUGGAACAUCCAUCGAUGUCCAAGAGUUGCUACAGAGCGGACAACUCAUUCUUGAUGACAGAGGCCUGCGAUGCUCCUGGGAUGGACUGGCCUUACUGGACAGCAUGCUGCCAGCUCUGCUGGUGGAGCUGGAAAGACAAAUCAGUCAGAGGCUACACAGGGACCACCACUGUGCUGAUGGACAAACAAAGAGGACUUCCAACCCACGAUGACAGUAAUGUUGAUAGAGCGGAUAACUAAUUUACUGUUGUGGAUGGGGAUAGCAGCAAAACAUAUUUAAGCCACAUAAAUAAGGCUCACCUACUGUGAUGAGCACAUAGAUGUGCAACUGAAGCCAUUAACAGCUUUCCUGUCAAGACCUGUCUGAUUCGGAUAAUGCAGUGAAAAUAUUCUGAAUAUAGCAUACACAUAAACUUUUAUUGAUUCUUUGAGGUGGGCCUUUUUUAGCGGCUAAAAUAAGUCUUGUUGCCAACCCUGUCCACAGCAGUGCAUUACCUAGCUUCUGUGCUGGUACACCUGCCUGCUUCUCCAAAUCGGGGAUAUGCCAGCCACCAUCUACUGCAUAUAUAAUACACUGACUAUGAAUAAGUACCUCAUAAAACCCCACUUUUAAAGACUGGAACUAUACCUUAAAGCUCUCUUAAGGCUCUGGAGCUGCAUGUGGCUCUUUAGCCCCUCUCCAAUGGCUCCCUGUGGCUUUGACAAAAAAAAAUAUAUGGAAAUGAAUAACAGUUAUAUAUUUAACUUUUUAAUUUGUGUGUGUCAGUGCUUCAAGCCUACAAAAAUUCUUAUAUUCCUCAACUGUAAAAAUGUGAAGCCUCUAUACCAAAUAAAAUUGUUUUAACAUUUCAGCAGCUAAAAUGUGCGUACACAUUUUCCUUGAAAUUUUGCUGAACCUCAAUAGCAGUGGCUAGCCUUGAGUCUCUCAAAUCCAAAACAGUAAAAGUCUCUGAAUACAAUAGAGAAUUUAGUACUGCCUGGAAAGAUUUGUUUGCUUUCACUGCCAGCUCUGCAGACUUAAAGUACCAAACAAUCAUAAAUAGUGCCCUGCAGAGUGGCCACCUUAUGGUAAACAUGAAUGAAUGCUCAUUUAGACUAUAAGUAUAGGCUGCUUUAUACUUGAUAUGCUGUUCUACCUUCAUUAAAAGCCUUUAAUAUGUUUUGUGGCUCCACACAGAUUUUUUUAAAUGAUUAUUUUUGGUAAAAAAAUGGCUCUUUUGAUAGUAAAGGUUGCUGACCUCUGUCUUAAAGGCUUUGCCAUUUUUCACAUUGUAUUGAGUUUUUCCUCCUCUGUGUUACGCUGCUGUAUAGAUGACAUGUACAGAGAAAUAAAACAG
Messenger RNA from Epinephelus fuscoguttatus (brown-marbled grouper), 2711 nucleotides. RefSeq names its product radical S-adenosyl methionine domain containing 1 (gene rsad1). Lineage: Eukaryota; Metazoa; Chordata; Actinopteri; Perciformes; Serranidae. Gene Ontology annotation, cellular component: cytoplasm. The transcript has 9 exons. Gene Ontology annotation, biological process: porphyrin-containing compound biosynthetic process. Gene Ontology annotation, molecular function: 4 iron, 4 sulfur cluster binding; coproporphyrinogen oxidase activity. Bases 210 to 1586 code for a protein of 458 amino acids. The record is from RefSeq and is a predicted model, not a curated record.